AGCUAUUUUUUGUUUCGAUAGCUCUUGUUUUUCGUAAAGGCCGGUGGUCCAGUAUAACGCGUUUAUUUCAUUGAUAAUCAACAUAGCUUAAUCAGCUCAACUACAUCUGCUGAGGGAAAGAGCAACUCCGGCGAAAUUGAUUUUCAAUAUACUGCAUCAGCGGAGCAUUGAGACCCGAUGCGUUGUAUUGAGUGAAAGAUGCUUCACCAUGCUGAUAAAGAAGGCAAGAAAUCUCCGUUUGGACAUCCUGUCUACGGCCAGAUUGUUCUCUCGAUCAUCUUCCUCCUCCUCCCUCCUUGUCUGGUCACCGCCUCCCCUGUUACCACAGUAGUGGAGCAGUUUUGCAAGGAUCCUGAUGUUCCUGAGCAUGGAAUCAGAACUCCAAGCCAUGGUGUAUUCUUUGAAAACUCAGUGGCCAGAUUCUCUUGUGUGAAAGGUUACAGCUUAAAGGGGCCAGCCAAGAUUGUCUGCACACGCUUCCACAAUGGAUCGGUAGGCUGGAAACCAAGCCUUAAACCAGUGUGCCUUUCAGAAGAUUGUUUUCCUCCAUUCAUCGAGGAUGCUGAUAUCACUAAUAAAACCUACAGGCCUGGAGACAGCCUCAUUAUUAGUUGUCAUGAGGGAUUUCAGAUUCGAUACCCUGACAUGGAAACUAUGGAAUCAAUCUGUCAGGCUGAUGGGACAUGGGAUAAUCAGCCAACUUGUCAAGGCUGCCUACGGCCGCUGAUACCUCCACACAGUUACAUGAACAUCUCAGAAACAGAGUUCUCCGUGCCUGUGGGAACAGUUGUCCACUACCAGUGUUUCCCUGGUUACAAGUUGGAGGGACAUGAACUUCUGGAAUGCAUGUAUAACCUCAUCUGGUCGGACACACCACCCCGGUGCCUUGAUGUUGAGGCAUGCUCCCUACCCCCAAUGAUAGAGCAUGGAGAUUACAUGUGCCACCCUCAACCAUGUGACCGCUACAUUCAUGGGACAGUCGUAGAAUACUACUGUUAUCAUGGCUUCUCUCUAGCGAAAGACUACAAGUACAUCACCUGUCAGUAUGGGCAAUGGUUUCCACAUAUGCAGUUAUACUGCAUCAAAGAUGAGACAACCUGGCCGGGAUUUCAAGAUUCUCUACUGACCACAUGGAAAGUAGUGGCUUGUACGGCCACCAGUGUGCUGCUAGCCUUGCUCCUGGUGAUAACAGCCAAGAUGUUCCACUUCAAAUGCAAGUCCCAGCAUGAUCCAAGUGAAGAGCAAGAUGACAGCCAUGAUCCAAACAUCUUGGUUGUAGAUGGUAUUGCUGUACCACUUCCCUCUUAUGAAGAGGCUGUAAGCGGUACUUAUUGUCAGCCCCCAAGUGAGUUGCCCCCUGCUGGUCUGGGGAGCACACAGCAUUCAGAGGAACAAAAUCCACCUUCAUAUCCUGGCCACACAGGAAGUCAAAAUGGUGUGCCAUUGGACACUGGUGAGGGUGAGACCAGUGAUAGCAUCUCAGACACAUCAGAAUGUCUCCAAGGCAUACACCCAUCUUCUUCCCAUGCAGGUGGACUAAAUAACAUGUCUGAGAAAACCAAUGCUAUCACCUCUAUGGAGGAGACUGCCUCCACAAGCCCCAGCAUAGACAUUGCAGAUGAAAUUCCUCUUGUGGAGGAUGGUGAAGAGGACUGCUGAUUGUUAUCUCUAAUUAAAAAUGAGACACUGGUAGUUUCACCUUACUGUUAAUUCAGCAUUCAUUUCUGAUUUUGUUGAAUAAUGUGGCGAAGGCCAAAUUUCUUCUCAUACGGAAUCUCUGCACACUGGUAUUUAAUAAGGAGCACACCAGCGAAAUAUAGGCAAUUAAAAUAAAUAAUUAAGAGAAAAUAAACUCCCAAUUUCUUCUCAUGGACAAACUAUGCAUUCCAUCAUGGCAUAUUAAGUUAGUUUAACUUCCCAACUACACAAUGCAUAGCAUCCAAGUAUUCUAGAUUCUUUUUCCUGUGACUUUCACUGGGUAGCUGUGCUGAAUUCAGGACUGCUUUCAAAUGGUAUGACUGUAAUAACAAUAAUGACAACAAUUUCUUAAAUAAAU
Myxocyprinus asiaticus (Chinese sucker) is the source of this 2056-nucleotide messenger RNA. RefSeq names its product sushi domain containing 4 (gene susd4). The coding region runs from base 199 to 1659 and encodes 486 amino acids. The record is from RefSeq and is a predicted model, not a curated record. Gene Ontology annotation, biological process: negative regulation of complement activation, alternative pathway; negative regulation of complement activation, classical pathway. Lineage: Eukaryota; Metazoa; Chordata; Actinopteri; Cypriniformes; Catostomidae. The transcript has 9 exons.